AUGGCGGUCAUUAACAAUCCGACUAGCAUGAAAGGGCCUGCGGAAGCUGUCCAUGGGUGGAUGUUCAUUGGGAGCGCGUUCAACCUCCUCCUCAUGGGAGUGAUGGCGUCCCAGAUGUACAUGUAUUAUGUGAAAUACAAAGACGACCGGACCUGGAUAAAAGCUCUGGUCGCAGGAAUAUUCGUCUUAGAUGUUGUCAACACAGUGUUCCUCUUCACUUAUUUAUACCGCUCCCUCAUUACUUUCUACGGCGAGGUCGAGUUCCUGAGCAAAACGGACUGGAUUCUAGCCACAGGUGCUUGGACAACAGGAGUGAUCGCAUGCGCCGUCCAACUAUUCUUCGCCUGGCGUAUCCUUGUCUUAACAAAGAACUGGAUAUACGUGGUGGUCAUCGCAACAUUGUCCUUGACUGGAUGCGGCGCCUCCCUCGUAGUCCCCAUCAAGACGGGCAACUUCAUUCACGUCACCGAAUUCCAUAAGAUUAGGUCCGCCGUGACGAUGUGGCUGGCCUGUGAAGUGGCGGCCGACGUUGUAAUUACUGCCCUCCUUGUGUGGUACCUUGUAAGAUUUUUACGGCGUAAACACAAGACUGGUUUCAGGCGCUCGGACAUGAUGGUCGACCGCAUUAUCCGAGUUACCCUCCAAACCGGCCUCCUUACAAUGGUGGUCGCCUCCGUCGAUCUCUUCUUCUUCCUCGCCGACCCAACAGGCACCCACUUCCUUUUCAACUUCCCGCUCGCCAAGCUCUACGCGAACUCGCUGAUGAGCAGCCUCAACUCACGGCAUGGGUGGAAGUUCAACGGCACGACGUCUGUUGGUACAGGCUCAGAGAGCCAAGUCAACACGACAGGCGGCGUGCAGAAGAGGAUACAUAUGUCGAAUAUGAAGAAGACGGACGUCAUUGUCGAGCCGAGCGUGAUUCGCACUCACCCCGCCGAGGUAUUCGUACACGUCGAGCAACACGAGCUGCGCGACGUCAAAGGGGACGAGAGGUUCGACGAGAAGCCGCACACGCUCCACUCACAGUCGUCGGUCGAGAUCUCGGUUGACGGCAAAAGGUGGGGGGCGGACAAGGAUACGUGGGUCUGA
Cyclocybe aegerita is the source of this 1089-nucleotide messenger RNA. Lineage: Eukaryota; Fungi; Basidiomycota; Agaricomycetes; Agaricales; Hemipholiotaceae. The record is from the annotation of a GenBank genome assembly.